Boeremia exigua is the source of this 1147-nucleotide messenger RNA. RefSeq lists its product as uncharacterized. The record is from RefSeq and is a predicted model, not a curated record. The transcript is spliced from 2 exons. Bases 395 to 1060 code for a protein of 221 amino acids. NCBI's taxonomy places the organism in Eukaryota, Fungi, Ascomycota, Dothideomycetes, Pleosporales, Didymellaceae.
AGUCAAUAGAUAUAAGCAGCUAUCAUUCGAGCGCAUUUACUUCGUACUCUUACUUGGUAUGCGGAGGGAGAUUACGUCUUCAUGGGACUUUAUAGAAGCGCGUUUGUUGAUACAAACAAAAACUUGAUCAUGAACUCAUGGGCAUCCAGCAAUUCCAAUGAUCAAGCAAUUCAUCGAUGCAGAGCAAAGAAUCGCAUGUUAAUCUUCUGUCGUCUUUCAAACACGGUCAGGUUGGCCUUGCCCUACUCUCAAGAGGCAGAGUUCGCCUUUGUGGACCCGAGACUGCAAAUAAUAUAGUCUUGCAGACCUGUUUACUUUCCCCGCACAAGUCCACUCGCAAACUCUCUGAUACUUUUACCCUACGACGAAGUGUACGGCUUCAGCCACAGGUUGAAUGAGAGCCGGGCUUGUGUACUCAUCUUCACUUCACCCCUGCAUGAGCCACAUCAAGCCUACUGAGCAUGUGCACAGUUCACACGCUUUCGAUCGCAUACCUCCCACCAAACACACCAUGCAAGCGUCAGACGGAAGCAGCCCUGGCGCACGAAGCGCGCUCUUGGCCAUGGCCGACAACCUGCAGCUCCACCCAAUCAUCAUAGCCCGAGCGCUCGAGUACGCCUUCGACAACAUCUCGUCAUUCCCAACCACUGAACAAGCUCUCUGCUUUGGCAUUGUUCGACAAGGACACUACGUGGAUAUGCAGGUUCUGGAUCUUGCGCUACAUAGGCUGAGGACAGAUUAUGGAGGCGUUUUCCAUGUUCCCGUCGUACAUAACGGUGCUCUGGGACACUGGAAGGGGCAUGGGCAGUCGCCGUACGCUGCAGUGAAUGCGCGUAGGCAAGCUGGUAACUCGGAUGCUUCUACAUCGUCACACAAUUCCAGAGUCCAGGAGGGCGGCGGGUAUCAGAAUACAUCUGUCUUGUCUGCUCUCCCUCGUAUUGGCUCCUGGCCUAUGCCGCAGUCAAGACGUCCCAACUCCAGGACACCGGUUGCAAACUCCUUAGUUGGCCCUCGCGGUGUCGCUGAGAGGCGACCAGCCGGACAUUUCGGUGCUGUUUGAUGAUGUGACGACAGAUGCCAAAAAUUGGAGCAUCUCUGAUAGCGAGCUUCCUCCAAGCUGCGUUCAUGUGCUAACGCUGGCUCUGGG